AUGUCCCCCAACCACGACCUAAGGACCGAACGCGGCCUCUCCGCCUACCUGGCCUCCCAAUCCAUCUCCCACACCUCCGCCACCCUUCUCACCGGCGGCACCGCAAAUUACGUCUACCGUGUCACCUAUCCCAGCGGCCAAACCACGAUCUACAAACAUGCAGCUCCUUACCUUCACUCCAACACGUCCUUCGCCUUCGAUCCCAGCAGAAUGGACUACGAAGACCGGAUCCUCGAGCUCCUUCCACUGCUACUCAAAAACAAGUUACUUGACUCCAGUGUCCACGCUGUAGGCGUAAAAAGCUAUGAUUGCGAUAAGAAAUUGCUGGGUAUUGAAGAUGGUGGGAAGAGGCAUCUAAAAGACGCAUAUACCGAUCCCGCCCUCGACGUACCUUCCGUCGGCGCGUCCUUGGGCGCCUGGCUCGCCACGCUGCACGCCUCCACGGUUUUAACACCGUUAUCGCUCGACUUUAAUUCCCAAGAUCUCGAGGAAAACAACAAAGUAGCAGUCAACGUCUACCGCCAUUCCUACAAGAACCUCUCUACCGCCUUCGCAGACUUCACUGAUCUUUCAAAUGGAGAUAUCGAACUUGCGCAGCAGAUCAACGACGAGUAUGGGAGUCGGCUGGAGCACGACAACGAGUGCAUCUGCCACGGGGAUUUCUGGCCUGGUAACGUGAUGGUAAAACCCCAUUCUGUCUCCUCAGAAACAAAGGAGGAAGAGAGGCAGGGGAGAGUUGACCUCACGGUUGUCGACUGGGAAAUGACGAGGAGGGGGACGAGCGCCACAGACUUAGCCCAGUUCUGUGCCGAGUCCUUCCUACUCGACCGCUUUUGCGGUAACCGCGGACUCCUCCCUGCCGUUUUGAAUGCGUACCUCUCCCAUCGCCUUUCCCUCUCAUCUGCUCUUCCGUUCCCAGAUAAAGAAUGGUUCCGCCGACUCGCCAUCCACUGGGGCGUCCACGUAGCCUUCUGGCCCACACGAGUCGAAUGGACAGAUCGUGCAGGUACUCAGGACCUUGUGGCGAUUGGUAAGGAGGUGCUGAAAGCUGCUACCGAGAGUAAGUGGGACGUGCUCUUUGGAAGUACGAGUGAGGGAUAUGUUGAUGUGCCGUGUGUUGGGUUACCGGUGUUUCGAGGGCUGGAAGAGAGGUUUACACCAGAGUUCUGA
Messenger RNA from Didymosphaeria variabile, 1170 nucleotides. RefSeq lists its product as uncharacterized. The record is from RefSeq and is a predicted model, not a curated record. NCBI's taxonomy places the organism in Eukaryota, Fungi, Ascomycota, Dothideomycetes, Pleosporales, Didymosphaeriaceae. Bases 1 to 1170 code for a protein of 389 amino acids. The transcript has a single exon.